GGCAAACGUCUUGUCACUGCUGGCCAAAAAGGCAAAGACCCCCACCAUGGGAGUCUUUCUCAUUACGCUCAUAUACGCACUCUACAAGGCAAAAAAUCGCUUUCUCUUAACAACCCAGACUGCGCAGAAAGAUACUCGCACAAAACGCAAGCAGAAACACAAAGUGGGUGUGAAUUCCCAAUUCUUUGAGCAAAUGCGCAAACUUUUGCCUAUUUGUGUUCCAGGCCUUUUUACAAAAGAAGCUGGGUUACUUGGAAUUCUUGCAACUGUACUUAUUGCCCGUACAUGGCUUGAUAUUUGGUUCUCGGCAUUCAAUGGUUCUGUAGUAAAAGCUAUUGUAUCCCGCAACAGAAAGGAAUUUGUUGCAAAGGCUAUUGUAGAAUUUGGCUUAAUGAUGUGGCCAAUGAGUAUCGUCAACAACUCCCUUAAACUGUCUAUUAGCGCACUUGCCCUGUGUUUCCGCGAACGUCUGACUAUGCAUGCCCACAACCAGUACCUGGAUGGCAUCACUUUCUAUAAGAUAUCAAAUCUCGAUAAUCGUCUUCAGAACGCCGACCAGUUGUUGACCCAGGAUAUCGACAAAUUCUCAGAAAAUCUAUCUCAUUUAUACUCUGAUAUUGCCAAACCAGUAGUUGAUAUUUUUUUGUUUGCCUAUAAACUAGGUGAAGCUAUUGGUAACGAAGCACCAUUUUUCAUGAUCUCUUACUUUAUCAUGUCUGGUGUCAUUCUUCGGGCAUUCUCUCCUCCCUUUGGACGAUAUACUGCCAUCGAACAAAAACUUGAGGGUGACUUCCGCUUUGCCCAUUCCCGUAUUAUUACUCAUUCUGAGGAAAUUGCUUUCUAUGGUGGCGGUGAACGUGAGAAAGAAGUAGUAAAUGGCACAUUCCAAAAGAUUGUAAACCAUGUUCGUAAAGUGUACACACUCCGCUUUUUGAACGGUAUCUUUGAUUCCGUUCUUGUCAAAUACUGCGCUACAAUGACAGCCUAUUAUCUACUCGCUCGUCCGGUGUUUAAUCCUAAAUACGGUAAGUUAUAUCACUUUUUAAAAAAAAACAUAUAUCAAAUAUUUAUCUACCUGAUCAACCUUUCUCAGGCAGUCGGUCGUUUGAUUUUGACUGGCCGUGACCUGACUCGCUUUGCAGGAUAUACUUCUCGAGUUGCCGAUUUGUUUGAUGUUUUGAAUGAUGUCCGCGAAGGAAAGUACAAACGUACUAUGGUAUCUGACUCUGAGAGUGGAAUCAACCAAAACACAGUUGUAAAUGCCAAGGAUAUGAAGGGCAAGGUUAUUGUAAAGGAUGGCAUUAUCCUAUUUGACAAGGUCCCAAUUGUUACACCUAAUAACGAUAUUCUUCUCAAGGAUCUUUCAUUCAAGGUUACAACCGGAAUGAACUGCUUGAUCUCUGGUCCAAACGGGUGCGGUAAGAGCUCACUCUUCCGUAUUCUUGGUGAUUUGUGGCCUUUGUUUGGUGGAACUGUUACAAAGCCUGCACCAAACAAACUCUUUUAUGUCCCGCAGAAGCCUUACCUUCCCUUGGGUACCUUCCGUGAUCAAGUUAUCUAUCCUGAUACUGUCGCUGAAGCACAUUCCCGUGGCUUCAAUGAUGAUGAUUUGAUGGCAUUGUUGGAAAAUGUUCACCUUGGUUAUAUAGUCGAGCGUGAGGGCGGCUGGGACACUGUUCAAGACUGGGCGGAUGUCCUUUCUGGCGGUGAGAAGCAACGCGUAGCUAUGGCACGCCUCUUUUACCAUAAACCGCAGUUUGCUAUUCUUGAUGAAUGUACAAGUGCCGUGAGUGUAGACAUCGAGGGUAUUAUGUAUGAACAUGCUCGUAAAUUGGGAAUUACCUUGUUCACAGUCUCGCACAGACCUUCUCUUGUACGUCACCAUGAGUAUUUAUUGCGAUUUGAUGGUGAAGGCCACUAUGAAUUUAAGGAAAUGGAUCCUGCAGAUUCAACAACACCUUUUGGGUUUGGUCACGGAAAAUCAUUGGCUCAGGUUAAGCUCGAUAGUUCUUCUUAGAUUAUUUCUUUGUUUUCAUUUUAUGGCAUAAUAUAUAUACACAGCUGUAUAUUUAGAG
Molecule: messenger RNA, 2075 nt
Organism: Phycomyces blakesleeanus NRRL 1555(-)
Lineage: Eukaryota; Fungi; Mucoromycota; Mucoromycetes; Mucorales; Phycomycetaceae
Exons: 20
Coding region: 47-2017 (656 amino acids)
Biological process (GO): long-chain fatty acid import into peroxisome; fatty acid beta-oxidation; very long-chain fatty acid catabolic process
Cellular component (GO): peroxisomal membrane
Molecular function (GO): ATP hydrolysis activity; long-chain fatty acid transmembrane transporter activity; ABC-type transporter activity
Source: RefSeq, a predicted model, not a curated record